Apiotrichum porosum is the source of this 876-nucleotide messenger RNA. RefSeq lists its product as uncharacterized. The transcript is spliced from 3 exons. Bases 1 to 876 code for a protein of 291 amino acids. Gene Ontology annotation, biological process: negative regulation of DNA-templated transcription. Gene Ontology annotation, molecular function: transcription factor binding; transcription corepressor activity. Lineage: Eukaryota; Fungi; Basidiomycota; Tremellomycetes; Trichosporonales; Trichosporonaceae. The record is from RefSeq and is a predicted model, not a curated record. Gene Ontology annotation, cellular component: nucleus.
AUGUCGUCGCGUUCGCGCACUUUCUCGCCUCGACCCAGUCCCGAUCCCGAGGCAGAGGCAUGUCCGUUCCUCAUCCGCGUGUUUGUCACCAAGAACAAGCAAACACCCAUGAUCGACUUUGAUGACGGCAAGCUUCCUGUCCAGGACGAGUUCCAGGUGUACGGAUGGAAGCACUCGACCCCGACAUCGAUCAUCCAGCAGCUGUACUCGGUCUUCCCUGCGCCCUACCGCUCGCCAUUGGCACGAUACGCCUUCAAGCACGUCUACGUCGACGCCAGCGAGCGCGGCCUGUAUCGCGGCAAGGACCUCGUGACGUUUACCGGCCGCGACUUUGCCGCCACAGUGUCGCCGCAGGACCAGAACGGGAACGGCGACGGCGACGUCGCGAUGGACCGUGAACUGGACGAAGCCGCAGCACCGCGUCGUGGUCGUGUUGUGGAGGAGAAGACACUCGACUCGUACGGCUUCCUCACGGGCGACCUCCUCAGCGUCGCGAUCCACAUUCCCGAACCCCGCGCUCCGGCGGCAACCUCGAUCCGCGGCGCCUCGGCGCGCGAGAGGGAAGGCCGUGACCGUGACCGUGACCGCGACCGCGAUGGCUUCCGUGACGCACGCAACGGCGCACCGAGCAGCCGCGAUGGCCCAUGGGCGCGCGGCGCACCUCUUCCUCCACAGGCCUUUGGCGGCGACCGCGACCGCGACGACCACCGCGCACCGGCUGGCAGCUGGCGCGGCGGCGCUCCCCGCGGCGCUGUGGGGUCACGAGGAAAUGGCGGCGGCCGCCUUCCGUCGCCUGACUGGGGUAGGAGGAACCGAAGCCAGAGUCCCGACCGCAACCGUCGAGAGACCUGGGCGAGCAGGAGGGAGAGGGACUGA